AUGAACAUUAAUGCUAUCACAGGACUGUUUUCUGGAUUAGGCAAGAUGCUUACUAGCAAAGUUGAAUAUAUCAAUGUGCCUGAGGAACAAUUAAUGGGAAAAUGGUUCCAGAUGUACAAAGCUUCAGUUAACUUUGAUAAUCUCAAGAAUCAAAUGUACUGUCCAAUCUCAUAUUUCAGCUCCAAUCCUAUUAUGGGUGAAGGUGGAUUUUCAAUGGAGGAAGCUUACCGUGUGAUUUCAAAGAGUGGUCCAAUCGAGACUUAUAAGAGAGAUGUCAGCAAGGUUGGCCCAGGACAAUACUGGAUCUACACUGAGGAAUACUUUUAUCCAAAACAAUUAAACAUCAUUGGAUGCGGUCCGAAUUACGAUGCAUCUUCCAACGAGACCCAGAACGAUAUUGAAUACUUCAUAACGACAGAUUCCAGCAAGAUGUCUUUCUCCGUAUAUGCUAGGGACCCAUCAACUUUCUUCCAGACACACAAUAAGGAAGUCACUGAAUUCAUGGAGAGCAAAGGGUUUGGCGGUAAAGCUUUUUGGAACAGUCCAAAGCCAUUGUAUCAAGGACCAGACUGUGACUGGCCAACAGAGAAAGAAGUCUUUGCUAGACGUGUUUUGAAGAAUCAAGAAAAUGAAAAGCAAGCAAAGAAGCAAGAAGCUGAACCUGAGACAUCUUCCCGAUCAAUGGACUUGUCUUUAACCGACCUGUUACAAAACCCCAAAGCAGCUUGGGAACGAUUAAUCAGACCACUAGAAAACUUUAAUCCAGAAAAAUUGUAA
This is a messenger RNA of Auanema sp. JU1783, 777 nucleotides long. The record is from the annotation of a GenBank genome assembly. NCBI's taxonomy places the organism in Eukaryota, Metazoa, Nematoda, Chromadorea, Rhabditida, Rhabditidae.